AUGCCAUCUGAGGUGUGUGGUUAUUUCCUGACAAUGCAAAGCCUGUUGUGAGUUAAAGCUUUACAUACUGUCUUCUAUGAUAUGCUGACAAUCUCUCUCUCGCUCUCUCUCUCUCUCUCUCUGUCCCUGCAGCUCCUUGCCACCCGGUUCCCCUUCGAUGACAGUUCCUUUGGGCUGUGUCUGUGUAAGCUGGUGCCAUUCCUGCAGAAGGCCUCUGUGGGCAUCACUGUCCUCAACCUCUGUGCCCUAAGCGUCGACAGGUCAGUUCCAUGUACCACUGCUGAAUUCCAAAUCAACCAAUGGUAGCAGAUCUGAAAGGAUCAAAGCAAAAAGCAUAAAGAAAUAUGAAUAUAAGCAUAUUAAUGUUUAUAGAAGAAACAAGCAAUAUAAGCAAUAAGCAAUAAGGUGUUUCCUUCAGUCUGCUUCAUGAUAGCCUAUUGCCUACACCUAUCCAAUUAUUUCAGAUCUACAAGAGUGUCUAUGGAGUAAGGGGUAAGGGUUCUGAAGCAUUAUACACAUUAUUCGUUUACUAUCAUAUGCAUUGUCUGAUAGGCAUACAGUUACCAAGGUUACUAUUUGAGCUGUAGCUGAAGCUGACCUAGUACUCAGACACUAUAAGUGAGUCUUUAUGCAUUUUAUUCCAUAGAGACAUAUUCUGCUCCCUGGAAUAGGGUUCUUUGAUCUUGUAAAAACAUGUGUUUUAAUUGGUUCCUGACUCAUGGAAUGUUUGCACAGUUGAAUUCGGUUCUGUUCUGGCCCUUCAGUUCUGUGAAUCUUUAUAUGUAGGUUAGAUACUUUUGCUAUGUUUUUUACGGUAAACUCCAAAUGAAAAUCAGUCUAAUAAUACUUUUUUUCUGUGAAAUGUAGUCAUCUUUACAAUAUGUAUGUAUCAAAGAAAAAUACUCCUAUCUAAACUUUUCAAUCUAUUCAAAAAAGUCACCCUCAGACCGUCAACCUUUGCCAUUAACUCACCAACACCAUGAUAAAUCACAAAUCACAUUACCAUUGUUUGAAUUCAAACCAAAUGUGUUUGUUGAACAGUCAAGUCUUUAUGAGAUAGAAUGGGCUAUGUAUGGGAGUGGCUGAGACAAAUUGGCCAGCAAAGAUGAAUGACUUCCCUAAUUUGAUUUAAAGGAAACCACAGGUUGGGAGUUCGUUUUUUAAAUCCUUAGUGGAGGUAGCACGGUAAAGGCAGUUUGUUCCGGAUGUUUGUAAGGUCAGUAAUAAUUGAGCUCUCCCAUUACCAACAUAGUUACUCUGUUAAGGACUAGGCCACCUGGGGCCAUAUCCACAAAGCCUCUCAGAGUAGGAGUGCUGAUCUAGGAUAUGUCCAUACAAUCUUAUUCAUCAUGAUCCAUAAGACAAAUCGGAUGCUAGAUCAGCACUCCUACUCAGACGCUUUGUGGUCUUAGCUGUUUCUCUCCCUGAGGAAGGAAGCUUUGCCAUCAAGGAGUAGAAGUAGUUUUAUUCUCAAAUCUAAUAUUUUUUAUUCUUACAUGUUUCAUUCUGAUUGUUUUGUGUCUGUUGCUACACCACUAGACUUGUAUUCCUGUCUCACUCCCUUCAGUUCUUGUAACACUUAAAAUCGUCAGUCUAGUUUAUCAGCAAAGUGAAAGUGAGUGGCUGACGUCCGGCUUCAUUGGUCUGUGUGAGCCAGCAGGCAUAAGAGCAGAAGGAGGUCUGUUCUGGGUGUAAAGGGAUGGGCUCCAGAGUUUGCCAUACCAGCUAUGCUGAAUGACUCCCAUCAUACAGAGAGAGAGAGAGAGACGAUAGUGAUAGAGUUGCGUUCAAUAGCAGAUGGUCUCCAUUUGUUCUCCGAAAAUGUGCAGCAUAUCUCGUCUGGUUUGCAAUCGUUGUGUCUUGUCCUCUCUGUUUGAGAGAGAGAGAGAGAGAGAGAGAGAGAGAGAGAGAGAGAGAGAGAGAGAGAGAGAGAGAGAGAGAGAGAGAGAGAGAGAGAGAGAGAGAAAAAAGGUGGAUACAUUACAAGCUUGGUAAAAUAUAAAUGGCACUAUGUUGUUUGACAAGGGUAUUCAAAUGCGUCAUGAAAAAUAUAUUGUUCAGGCCAUAAAAUCUUGAUGCACCGUUUUACUAAAACAUUUAGACAAGCGGUUCCUAUUAAUGAAACAAACAAGCAAACCCGAUUUGGAGCACAGUAAACAAGCAGACCAUAGCUCCUGCCAACACUUGUUUGGAGGCUUCACAAAAUAAUUAAUAUUAAAUUCUGAGGAUAAACAAUUGAUUAUGUCUGUUGUUCAUUAAAUCUUAACUUCGAUCAUUUUUCUCACGAUGCAGUACAGUGUGUGUCUGGUCUACUGCCAUGCCGCCAGUUAAUAGAACACAUGCUACAAUGUACAACUGAGUUUACCAAAAAUUAAUGUUACUGUAAUAAGAUUAACAAGGAGUCCAGUAGUUUUCUCAUCAUAUCUCUAUGGUUCCCACAAUCAUGUUCCCAUGCAGGGUUAAACGUUUGAAGUCUAUUAUUCAAGUACUGGAAGUGUCUCUAAAAUAGGUUCACUUUUCACUGUCAGUUUUAAAUUCAACUUCCACUGGAUGUGGAUACCUCCUAGCGGGCAAAUCUGGUGGAAAUGAAUUCAUUACAACCAUUAAAAGCUGGUUGAAAUGACUUCAUUACAACUAGUUUAGCCGCUGGGCUGUUUACUAGUCCCAACUCAUCAGUUGUUGCUGUAAAGCCCACAGCCCUGGCUCUGCUCUAACCCCUUCCCUACCCCACCAUGUUCACCCUUUCCUUCUUUGUGUCCCUAUGCCCCAGGUACCGUGCAGUGGCAUCGUGGAGCAGGGUCCAGGGAGUAGGCAUUCCUCUACGGACGGCCAUGGAGAUCGUGUCCAUCUGGGUGCUGUCCCUGGUCCUGGCCGUCCCAGAGGCCAUCGGCUUCGACAUGGUUAAAUUCGACUACAGGAACGAGACCAUACGGACAUGCAUGCUCAAACCCAAGUCUGACUUCAUGAUGGUACCACCCAUUUUCUUGUUGACACUUCUGCACUUUGAAUAAUCCUAUUAUCUUUAUAGAAACAAAUUUGGCCCACAAAGCAUCUCAGAGUAGGAGUACUGAUUUAGGAUCCCCCCUCUUAUUCAUUAUGAUUUAAAAGACAAAACUGAUUCAAAUAGGGUUACAGUACAGCACAUGUGUGUUAAGUUAGUAUAACUGACAGUCCAGGAUUGCAUGUAGUGGCGUAUCCUUGCACUGACCUAUCAGAAACAAUUCCAUCUGUCCAAAUACUUGGCAUCAAAAGUAAUUGUGAUAAAUACAGCGGUGAAUUUAUCAUACUGACAUUCAUUUCUCUGACAUUCUUGGCGGAACCACCCAAAGACCUAGAAAUAUGGUGAAAGGAAGCGUUCAGAGGCCAGACCUGGGUUCAAAUAUGAUUUGAAAUCAUUUUGAAUACUUUAGCUCUGCUUGAUUGAGCUGGUCUGGCUUAAUGGACCAAUAGAAUGAUCCCAAAACUGCAAACCUCGCCCAUCUGGCACUCCAGAUAGGCUAGAGCAAACACAAAAUAUUUCAAAUAUUUCAAAUAGUAUUUGAACCCAGGUCUGACAGAGGUCUCCAUACGUUUUUCUCUCGGAGAGAAAAUCUCUGAGGAGAUCACUUUCUUUGUUCACAAGCCUGGCGAAAAUAAUUGAUUGCAGACCGCAACAGCAAUUACAGCUCAACUGAUGUAUGGUUCCUUAUAGCUGAGCCAUGUGUGUCUAGUCCACAUCAUGCAACACAAAAGAUACUAAAUCCCAUAUCAUGGCCAAACCAUGCUGAGGUUUAGGUCAUUUAAUUUAAAUCCAGAUUCAACAGAACACGUAUGACCUAUAGUAUCUCAUCCUACUAGAGUGAGGAAUUGAGUAAUGUCGUAUAGAGGUUAUAGAGGAACAUUUGGCCAAAAAAUUCCUCAAAUGGCAUCUGCUCCUCCUUAAAACUUGUACGAUAAUAUCCCCACUCCUAUAUGUGGAUUUAGUCGAUUCGAAUAUGUCACUGCCAUCACAUAGACAUAUUGAGAAUCUCAACUUACUUUUAUACCAAACCUAGCAGGUGAAACUGCUUCAAAUUACAUUACAACCAGAAACCACAUGAAUACAACAGUUUCUCCCACGUUUGCCUUCUGGACAGUCUUCUGGAGAAUUGGCAUGUUAAGUUUUGUGGUUCUCCUGCAUAGAACCUGUGUACUAACAUGUUCUCCUGUUGUGGUUCUCCUGCAGUACUAUAAGGACAUCAAGGACUGGUGGUUGUUUGGGUUCUACUUCUGCGUUCCUCUGAUGUGUACGGCCGUGUUCUACACUCUGAUGACCUGUGAGAUGCUCAACCACAGGAACGGCAGCCUCCGCAUCGCCCUCAGUGAACACCUCAAACAGGUACACACACACACUGUACUGUUAUGUACUGUACAGUACUCAGCCAGUCUUCCUUGUGUUUAGUGUCUCUUUAGGAGAAGCCCGUUCCCUCUCUCAGGCCUCUCAAGCUGAUGUCGCAUAACCCACCCUGACUGCCUUCUACAUUCAUAGUACUACUACUUAGUAUCAGAUCUCUCUUCUUCUCUUCAGUUGUUCUGCACUGUAACCAGAUCCGCCUCUAGCGUUUUGGAGGCCCUAAGCCAGAGUUGGUUGGGCUGCGGAUAGGCAAAGGCACCUCUAUUGUAACAGUACACUACUGCAGAACGACUCAUGUUUAGUGUCUCUUUAAAAGUUUGUCCUUUUCCUCUCCCCCUAACAACCUAGUCUCCCUGACAACCUAGCGUCUCCCUAACAACCUAACAUUUUAUCUGUUGUUUACAUCCCCAGAGACGUUACUAUACAGUCCUCAGACUAACUCAUAGCGUUUCUUUAUGCAUUUCUCUCCUCUCAGUAUCUUGUCUUCGUCACCCUUCUUCGUCAUCGUCCAACCUUUUCCUAAUCUGUUGUUUAUUGUUUUCCCCAGAGACGGGAAGUGGCCAAAGCGGUGUUCUGCCUGGUCCUGAUCUUCGCUCUGUGCUGGUUCCCCCUGCACCUCAGCAGGAUCCUCAAGAAGAUGGUCUACAACCAGAGAGACAUCGGACGCUGUGAACUGCUCAAGUGAGUGUAGCCAUGUUUAUUUGCUGUUGUCAUCUUAUUAUUAGAAAUGACUGAUUCAGUACGGUGUGUUGGGAAAUGCGAAGGUGGAAAGAUGUGGGGAAACACUUGACUGGAUCUAGAACCACAACAGACUAAACACAGACGGACACUAUUUUAUUUGCUGCAAUUUAACGAUUGCAAGGAGAUUAAACUCAAAUGGAAGUUCUGCCAAACAACAUGGGUGUUGUUGUUUCUUUCAGUUUCCUGUUGGUCUUGGAUUACCUGAGCAUCAACCUCGCCACAGUCAACUCCUGUAUAAACCCCAUCAUCCUCUACUUCGUCAGUAAGAAGUUCAAAAACUGCUUCAAGGUACAGUAGAUCCCUAAACAUACCCACACACCCAACUCGCUUUUUCUCUCUCGCUGUAUAUCUAUCCUUUUCACUCUCUCUCUCUUUCUUUCUCUCUCUCUUUCCCCCCAUAUUAUCAGUAUCACCACUAACCCCCCGGCCCUCCCCAAACCCUUUGUUCUAGUCUUGCCAGUAAAACAAACAGAGAACCUCUCCCUCUCCCCAAGACCGAGGGGCUGUGGCUGUGUGCUGGUGAUGACAUUAUUUAAAGAAAAUGUCAAGCAAAGCAGUGAUUUAUGAACUAAUUUACUGGGUGAGGUCACAUAACUGUACAUAUCUGUUAGAGAGACCUGAGCUGAAGAUAAACCCUGCCCCAGCUCUAGCUGUCCUCAGAGAGAGAGAGAGAGAGAGAGAGAGAGAGAGAGAGAGAGAGAGAGAGAGAGAGAGAGAGAGAGGAGAAGAGAGAGAGAGAGAGAGAGAGAGAAGAGAGAAGAGAGAGAGAGAGAGAAGAGAGAGAGAGAGAGAGAGAGAGAGAGAGAGAGAGAGAGACUAACUCAUAACAGCAAUUCCCAGACCCUGAACGUGCCUCUUCCUCUCUCUGCAGAAGUGGGGCUAAGAGUUUGGGUAGGAUAAAAAGUGUUCUACUUCUCACGCUGUGAGCAGAUGUAGUUUUAUGUAGUAUAUUGUUCAAAGAAGCAUUAAGAGACCCUAAUUACACAAGCCCAUACACAAGCCCACAUUACUGUAAGCUGUAGAAAAGUGCCUACUUGGACCUCGUCAAUCCCUCAUUACUGUAAGCUGUAGAAAAGUGCCUACUUGGACCUCGUCUAUUGUAAUAACAAUAGUAUAAAGGCUAUCAACACAGCAUGACCACAGCAGUAUAAAUAGUGUCUCUAAUCUUGUCCCCUUGUCUCCUUCCAGUCCUGCCUGUGUUGUUGGUGCCACUCGGAUGCCACAGUGACCAGCACGGGACAAAACGGGAACGGGACCAGUAUCCAGUGCAAGAGCCCCGAGCCCGCCAACCUCCACACGGACCGCAGCCUCCGCAAGGACAGCGACUGACCACCACCGGAGGUGACGCCCCCUAUGGACGAGGAGGUCUCACUACAACUACAGCCAGUCUGCACUAAACCCAAUGGACUCUCAACUCUAUAGGACCCCAUGCUAAACCGUUACAGCGUGACAAAUAGAGAGAGAGUCACACGUUUCAAACACCACCACACGUUUCUUAUACAGAACACUGCUGGGCACCUCUGGAGCUGGAGUUUAUAUAUAGACACAAACAUACAAUGGGCAUGAUGUACACUGCAGUAUUUCCAGUGUCUCUCUGGACUAUACACAGUGAGACUUCCCAUUCCCUUUCCCAGGGGGAAACGAGGAGGGAGCGAUGCUUUACAGUACCGUGAGAGAGGAGGAAGAGGGAUGGGG
Messenger RNA from Coregonus sp. 'balchen', 6808 nucleotides. The record is from the annotation of a GenBank genome assembly. Lineage: Eukaryota; Metazoa; Chordata; Actinopteri; Salmoniformes; Salmonidae.